Messenger RNA from Bradysia coprophila, 3446 nucleotides. RefSeq names its product SMAD specific E3 ubiquitin protein ligase (gene Smurf). The record is from RefSeq and is a predicted model, not a curated record. Gene Ontology annotation, cellular component: cytoplasm. Gene Ontology annotation, molecular function: ubiquitin protein ligase activity; protein binding. NCBI's taxonomy places the organism in Eukaryota, Metazoa, Arthropoda, Insecta, Diptera, Sciaridae. Gene Ontology annotation, biological process: protein ubiquitination; negative regulation of BMP signaling pathway; proteasome-mediated ubiquitin-dependent protein catabolic process.
AGCGUUCGAAGUGUCACUUAGGUUCGAAAAAAUUGUAACAAAAAUGGCCGUUCAAAAUGAUCUACAUCGGUUUUUAAUGUGGUUUCUUUGAUUUAAUUAUUUUUACAAAUAUGUUACAUCUCCAAUUGUCCAAUUGUCGUGUGCUACCAUUGUAAAUAGUUUAUGAUAUCGUUUGUCGCGGCCAUCAGUUAAUCGCAAUCGGACAAUAGAAAGGAUCUUCGUUUCUGCAACAGCACACAGCAAUAUAUAUGUAUUAUUUUAUUGGUUCUUUUCAAAAUAAAUCGCAGAGGAAAACAAGUUGUGUGCAGAAGGCUAUUUUAGUUGUGUCAUUUAAGCAAAAAAGUGAAAAUAUUUCGUGUAUGUUAAAUGGUGUUUUGUGUUGAUAUUAAGUGGCUUUACUGCAACAAUGAACAAAUUGGAGUACCGUCGUGGUACAAGCAAAAUAAGAAUCACAAUUUUAUGUGCAAGGAACCUCGCUCGCAAAGAUUUAUUUCGUCUGCCAGAUAGUUUUGCAAAGGUUGUUGUCGAUGGUACGGGGCAAGUGUUUACCACAGAGCCUUGUAAGGCGUCCCUAGAUCCGAAAUGGAAUGUUCAUUACGACCUAUUUUUGGGACGUAAUGACGGCAUAACGAUAUCAGUAUGGAAUGAACGAAAGGUGCACAAAAAACAUGGAGGCGGUUUCUUAGGAUGUGUUCGAAUUUUAGCCAGCACAAUUCAACGAUUGAAAGAUACCGGAUAUCAACGACUGGAACUGUGCAAAUCAAGUCCGGACGAUGCAGAUCCUGUUAAGGGACAGCUGAUAAUAUCAUUAACAUCAAAAGAUGGACCGUCUGGUGGCAAUCCAGUGGCUAUAGUUGGACCUGGUGGCGACGUACAUGGACCCACAGAACUCGAAGCUGCAGCGACUGAUGGAUUACCGGACGGGUGGGAAGAGCGUAAGACUAGCAUCGGUAGAAGUUAUUAUGUUAACCAUGUGACGAAAUCCACACAAUGGGAUAAACCAACUCAACCAGCCACCCAAGCCAAUGGUCAUCACGAUGACAUUCAACCAGCUGGAACGUCAAGAUCGUCGACUUCAACUAGUUUGGCUAAUGGAAAUAACGAAUCGAUUAGUAGAAGACAUUCGACAGAAGUUCUGUUGAAUUUGAUGAAAGAUAAUUGCAGCCCCAGUCGGUUUAAGGAAGACCAACAAAGAUCCAGCACCGGCCGACACAACAUAUCAAAUGACAAUGCUGCGUCAGAUGUACCAAGUCCGAUUAGUCCAAAUAAUCCCCAAAGUGCCGUUGCCAGUCCCGUUUCUAUAGCUAUCGAAAGUGAUCUGUCGCGAACAACAUGUGCAACACGGUUAGCUAACGUAACAUCAACUGAUCAGCCAAUAACAACCCUGACCUCGGCUAUCGGCUCAAUUGCAUUGGAUUCACCCCAACGGUCGGCAAGCACACCUAAUGUUCCCAAACAACACAGCUCAACAACAAAUGCCACUAGUGUUCAAGAUGUGAAUGGAUCGAAUGACUCUGGGUCCAGAAACAUUGAUUUAUCGAGGGAAUCUCCUUCCGCACAAAUGCAGCGCACUCGUAGAUCGUCGAGAACUCUGGAAGAAUCAUCGAGGCGACGAACUAGAAAUUCACGAACACCAACAUCGUGUCCACAAACGGCAAGUCGAAGUGCCGGUGGAUCAUCGAUUAGACCGACCUUAGAUCUACCAGUUGGUUAUGAAAUGCGCACAACACCCCAGGGUCAAGUCUAUUUUUAUCAUAUUCCUACAGGCGUCUCAACUUGGCACGAUCCUCGGAUUCCCAGAGACUUCGAUCCACAAAAUUUGGCUCUUGAUACAUUGGGCCCACUACCAACUGGAUGGGAACAACGAAAAACUGCUUCAGGUCGUGUGUACUACGUGGACCACAACAAUCGUACCACACAAUUCACCGAUCCCCGUCUAAAUGGUCACAUAAUCAAUCAACUAAAACGACAAAAUCAAACAAACUCCAACAAUUCCACGACAAUCACAACCAAUGGCACGCCAAACAACCGAAACAUAUCGAACGAAACACGCACAAUUCAACCGCACGUUGUACCGUCAGACUUACCGCAAGGACUGCUUGAGGGUGCCGAUUUGUUGCCUAAAUACCGCAGAGAUUUAGUCAGUAAAAUACGUGCUCUCCGUGCCGAUCUGCAAGCAUUACAACCGCAAUCGGGCCAUUGUCGCUUAGAGGUGUCUAGGGCGGAAAUUUUCGAAGAGAGUUACAGAGUGAUUAUGAAAAUGCGUCCGAAGGAAAUGAGGAAAAGACUUAUGGUUAAAUUUCGCGGCGAAGAGGGACUGGAUUAUGGUGGUGUGGCACGCGAGUGGCUACAUUUGCUAUCUAGGGAAAUGCUCAAUCCGCAAUAUGGAUUGUUUCAGUACAGUCGAGACGAUCAUUACACAUUGCAAAUCAAUACCGAUUCAGGCGUAAAUCCGGACCAUUUAACGUAUUUUCAUUUCGUUGGACGAAUAUUGGGCAUUGCUGUUUUUCACGGUCACUGUUUGGAUGGAGGAUUUACGACACCUUUCUACAAACAAUUGUUGAAUAAGCCAAUUACAUUGAGUGACAUCGAAGGUGUCGAUCCCGACUUGCAUCGCAGCUUAACUUGGAUGCUAGAGAACAAUAUUAACGGAAUCAUCGAUUCAACAUUUAGCGUGGAAAACAAUAGUUUUGGAGUGCUGAAAGUUCACGAAUUGAAACCGGCUGGUGCAACGAUGACUGUGACGGAGGAAAAUAAACGAGAAUAUGUGAAACUGUACGUAAAUUACAGAUUUAUGCGCGGUAUAGAGCAACAAUUUUUGGCAUUACAAAAAGGUUUCUGUGAGCUCAUACCUAAUCAGUUCUUGCGCCCAUUCGAUGAACGAGAAUUAGAACUUGUGAUUGGUGGCAUCAGCAGCAUCGAUGUAGUUGACUGGAAAACGCACACUAGACUUAAGCACUGCACACCUGAUACGCCACAAGUUCAAUGGUUCUGGCAGAUCGUUGAAUCGUAUUCAUCUGAAAUGAGAGCUCGUCUGCUGCAAUUCGUAACCGGUUCAUCGCGCGUACCAAUUCAAGGUUUUCGAGCUUUACAAGGAUCGACUGGUGCAAAUGGUCCAAGACUGUUUACCAUCCAUUUGACCGCCGACGUACCAACGCAAAAUCUACCAAAGGCGCACACAUGUUUCAACCGUAUCGAUCUGCCACCGUACGAAACACAUCAAUUGUUAAAUGACAAACUGACUCAGGCAGUGGAAGAAACGUGUGGAUUUGCGGUUGAAUGAAAGUUUUCCUCCUUAUUUCAUGUUUUUCUUUCUCUUUUUCGAUUUAUUAUGAUUUUGUAUGUGACAAGAAUUAUAUUAUGGGAGAAAUCAUUAAUUAUUAUUAUUAUAAAAUUUAAUUAUUAUAUCAAAAAUGUUGUUCGAAGAACUGCCAACUGAGAAAAAA